This is a messenger RNA of Bursaphelenchus xylophilus (pine wood nematode), 2955 nucleotides long. The record is from the annotation of a GenBank genome assembly. Lineage: Eukaryota; Metazoa; Nematoda; Chromadorea; Rhabditida; Aphelenchoididae.
AUGUGGCCUAUUUUGCUUACCUUGAGUUGGUGGUGGGGAGGUAGAACCGCAAAGACCACAAGUAUUCUUACAAUAAGUUUGCAUUUUAGGAGUCCCGCAUUGGCUCUUGAAUUGAGCACAGUUAGUAGCUCCGUCAACGCAUUUAGCUAAAAGAAUUGUAUUACGGUUCCUUAGUACGACACUUACAUGAAGGCGUAGUGGGUGUUGUUGGAGUCGUUGGGGUCGUUGGUGUCGUGGGAGUUGUUGGAGUAGUGGGGGUUGUUGGGGUGGUUGGGGUUGUAGGCGUUGUUGGAGUGGUUGGGGUUGUUGGUGUGGUAGGAGUUGUUGGAGUCGUUGGGGUCGUUGGGGUUGUUGGUGUUGUGGGAGUUGUUGGAGUAGUGGGGGUUGUUGGGGUGGUUGGGGUUGUAGGCGUUGUUGGAGUGGUUGGGGUUGUUGGUUUCGUAGGAGUUGUUGGAGUAGUGGGAGUGGUUGGGGUAGUUGGGGUUGUGGGAGUAGUUGGGGUUGUAGGUGUCGUUGGAGUUGUUGGUGUGGUUGGAGUAAUUGGUGUGGUGGGAGUUGUUGGGGUAGUGGGAGUUGUUGGGGUUGUAGGUGUUGUCGGAGUGGUAGGGGUCGUUGGUGUCGUGGGAGUUGUUGGAGUAGUGGGGGUUGUUGGGGUGGUUGGGGUUGUAGGCGUUGUUGGAGUGGUUGGGGUUGUUGGUGUGGUAGGAGUUGUUGGAGUCGUUGGGGUCGUUGGGGUUGUUGGUGUUGUGGGAGUUGUUGGAGUAGUGGGGGUUGUUGGGGUGGUUGGGGUUGUAGGCGUUGUUGGAGUGGUUGGGGUUGUUGGUGUCGUAGGAGUUGUUGGAGUAGUGGGAGUGGUUGGGGUAGUUGGGGUUGUGGGAGUAGUUGGGGUUGUAGGUGUCGUUGGAGUUGUUGGUGUGGUUGGAGUAGUUGGUGUGGUGGGAGUUGUUGGGGUAGUGGGAGUUGUUGGGGUUGUAGGUGUUGUCGGAGUGAUAGGGGUCGUUGGAGUUGUAGGAGUGGUUGGGGUUGUCGGUGUAGUGGGUGUCGUUGGAGUAGUGGGGGUUGUUGGGGUGGUUGGGGUUGUAGGCGUUGUUGGAGUGGUUGGGGUUGUUGGACUACUUGGUGUGCUUGGAGUAGUCGGCGUCGUUGGCGUGGUAGGGGUAGUUGGAGUGGUUGGGGUUGUUGGGCUACUUGGUGUGCUUGGAGUAGUCGGUGUUGUUGGUGUGGUUGGGGUAGUUGGAGUGGUCGGGGUAGUUGGAGUGGUCGGGGUUGUUGGACUACUUGGUGUGCUUGGAGUAGUCGGCGUCGUUGGCGUGGUAGGGGUAGUUGGAGUGGUCGGGGUUGUUGGACUACUUGGUGUGCUUGGAGUAGUCGGCGUCGUUGGCGUGGUAGGGGUGGUUGGAGUGGUCGGGGUUGUUGGACUACUUGGUGUGCUUGGAGUAGUCGGCGUCGUUGGCGUGGUAGGGGUAGUUGGAGUGGUUGGGGUUGUUGGGCUACUUGGUGUGCUUGGAGUAGUCGGUGUUGUUGGUGUGGUUGGGGUAGUUGGAGUGGUCGGGGUUGUUGGACUACUUGGUGUGCUUGGAGUAGUCGGCGUUGUUGGUGUGGUAGGGGUAGUUGGACUGGUCGGGGUUGUUGGACUACUUGGUGUGCUUGGAGUAGUCGGCGUCGUUGGCGUGGUAGGGGUAGUUGGACUGGUCGGGGUUGUUGGACUACUUGGUGUGCUUGGAGUAGUCGGCGUCGUUGGCGUGGUAGGGGUAGUUGGAGUGGUCGGGGUUGUUGGACUACUUGGUGUGCUUGGAGUAGUCGGCGUCGUUGGCGUGGUAGGGGUAGUUGGAGUGGUUGGGGUUGUUGGACUACUUGGUGUGCUUGGAGUAGUCGGCGUCGUUGGGGUGCUUGGGGUUGUGGGAGUGGUCGGAGUCGUAGGGGUGGUUGGAGUUGUUGGUGUGGUAGGGGUAGUUGGAGUGGUCGGGGUUGUUGGACUACUUGGUGUGCUUGGAGUAGUCGGCGUCGUUGGUGUGGUUGGGGUAGUUGGAGUGGUCGGGGUUGUUGGACUACUUGGUGUGCUUGGAGUAGUCGGCGUCGUUGGCGUGGUAGGGGUAGUUGGAGUGGUUGGGGUUGUUGGACUACUUGGUGUGCUUGGAGUAGUCGGCGUCGUUGGCGUGGUAGGGGUAGUUGGAGUGGUCGGGGUUGUUGGACUACUUGGUGUGCUUGGAGUAGUCGGCGUCGUUGGCGUGGUAAGGGUAGUUGGAGUGGUUGGGGUUGUUGGACUACUUGGUGUGCUUGGAGUAGUCGGCGUUGUUGGUGUGGUAGGGGUAGUUGGACUGGUCGGGGUUGUUGGACUACUUGGUGUGCUUGGAGUAGUCGGCGUCGUUGGCGUGGUAGGGGUAGUUGGACUGGUCGGGGUUGUUGGACUACUUGGUGUGCUUGGAGUAGUCGGCGUCGUUGGCGUGGUAGGGGUAGUUGGAGUGGUCGGGGUUGUUGGACUACUUGGUGUGCUUGGAGUAGUCGGCGUCGUUGGCGUGGUAGGGGUGGUUGGAGUGGUCGGGGUUGUUGGACUACUUGGUGUGCUUGGAGUAGUCGGCGUCGUUGGCGUGGUAGGGGUAGUUGGAGUGGUUGGGGUUGUUGGGCUACUUGGUGUGCUUGGAGUAGUCGGUGUUGUUGGUGUGGUUGGGGUAGUUGGAGUGGUCGGGGUUGUUGGACUACUUGGUGUGCUUGGAGUAGUCGGCGUCGUUGGCGUGGUAGGGGUAGUUGGAGUGGUUGGGGUUGUUGGACUACUUGGUGUGCUUGGAGUAGCCGGCGUCGUUGGCGUGGUAGGGGUAGUUGGAGUGGUCGGGGUUGUUGGACUACUUGGUGUGCUUGGAGUAGUCGGCGUCGUUGGCGUGGUAGGGGUAGUUGUAGUGGUUGGGGUUGUUGGACUACUUGGUGUGCUUGGAGUAGUCGGCGUCGUUGGCGUGGUAG